AUGGAGGAUUUUCACGCAACAUUGGCAGAUUGUGAAUUAGUGGACUUGGGCUAUAGGGGGCCUAAAUUCACCUGGAAUAAGGGUAGAGAGGGAGGUGCUUUUAUUCAAGAAAGAUUAGAUCAAGUGGUGGCAAAUGAAGGGUGGAGGUCUUUAUUCCCGCAAGUUGAUAUUUUGGUGGAGAGUGCUUCUUGUUCCGAUCACCUCCCUGUGUUCAUAAUGUUAUAUGAAACUAAGCGGCAAGGAAGGCCAUAUCGUAAAUUCAAACAUGAAGCCUCAUGGGCUUUGGAGGGAACGUAUACUGAGAUUAUAAAGUCUGCUUGGAAGGCCAGGCGUAUACAGACUGAUCAUUGGGGCAAUAUACGUCAAAAACUCGGGAAUUGUCAAGGGGAGCUGAUGCGGUGGCAGAAAAAGAAAAAAGAACCUGAAACAGAAUUAAAAAAUUCAUGCACCCACUUGGCUGCUUUACAAGCUAAGGCGGGACCAGAAUGGAUGGAGGAAAUGACCAAAAUCAAGCUGCACGUGCAGACUCUCAUGGAGCAAGAGGAAAUACAAUGGAAACAAAGAGCGAAGGUGGAAUGGCUUAGGAAUGGCAACAAAAACACUAAGUUUUUCCAUGCUUGUGUAAAUCAGCGAAGAAAGUCCAAUGUAAUCUGCUCGGUCUGUGAUAUGGCAGGGAACCAAAUGGAGACUCAUGAAGACAUUGGGGGUGCAUUUGUGGGGUACUUUAAUAUUUUGUUCACAUCAGGCAAGCCAGAUCAUAUGGAUGAAUGCUUGGAGGCUCUCGACAAACGCAUCACGGAUGAUAUGAACGGAUGA
Molecule: messenger RNA, 816 nt
Organism: Corylus avellana
Lineage: Eukaryota; Viridiplantae; Streptophyta; Magnoliopsida; Fagales; Betulaceae
Source: RefSeq, a predicted model, not a curated record